Messenger RNA from Mugil cephalus (flathead mullet), 8487 nucleotides. It is a transcript of the gene tns1b, whose product is annotated as tensin 1b. The transcript is spliced from 35 exons. Gene Ontology annotation, biological process: fibroblast migration. Lineage: Eukaryota; Metazoa; Chordata; Actinopteri; Mugiliformes; Mugilidae. Gene Ontology annotation, molecular function: protein binding. The coding region runs from base 441 to 5993 and encodes 1850 amino acids. The record is from RefSeq and is a predicted model, not a curated record.
AAAUUAAAAGCGGUGACACGUAGAGGGCUGAGGAGGGAGGGAGACAUAGGAUGAGAUAGAGCGAAAGGAGGGGCAAAAGAGAUGGAUAAUAAGUGGAGUACCCCCUCCCCCUUUGCUCCCGUGGAGAGGUGGGGGCAGCCAUACCCCCCAUUUAAAAAAAAAAAAAAAAAAACCUUUGUGAAAGUUUCCCCGGCAGAGGGAACGAGAGACAGAGUGAGCUCAGAGGAGAGGAGAGGAGAGAGGAGGCAGUCAGGAUCCAAUUUAGAGACGAGACAGAGAAGGAAAAGAAAGUCAGACAGUGAAGGAAGAGGAGGGAGAGUCUUUGUGUCCUGGGUCGUCAUGGCUGUGCAGCUUUGGCCAACUCUUCUCCUGGUGGCUGGAUUAGACUUAAGGAAGCCCACUGACCAGCAGUAGAAGCAGCAUCACACUUGUCCGUCACCAUGCCGUCCAUCUCCCUCAGCCUGCCCACGGCUCUGGCCGGACCUGCUCGUACCUGGGUCUGUCUGUCCUGCAUGUUCUGGCCAGAGGAUUUGGAGGCUCUUCAUUCCCACACGUUCCGGGUGAAGACUUUCAAGAAGACCAAGCACUGCAGUGUUUGCAAACAGACCAUCAUCCAGGACGGACUCAUCUGCCGAGUGUGCCGAAUAGCUUGCCACAAGAAAUGUGAGGUCAAGGUGUCUUCAUCUUGUGUUCCAGCGACAAACUACGAGCUGGCGCAGAGCAGUGACCUCCCUCUCAAGCAUGUAGACACCAUGGGUUCAACAAAAUCCACAAAGAGCAUGGAGUCAAGGCGCAGGCCAUCAAGGAGCGCCAGUCUGCUCCAGUCCCUGGAGGAGGGCUACGAGCUGGACCUGAUCUACAUCACGGAGAGGAUCAUCUCCGUCUCCUUCCCCAGCAGCGUGGAGGAGCAGAGCUACGCCGCCAACCUGAGGGAGGUGGCCUCCAUGCUGCGCUCCAAACACGGACACAACUACCUGCUCUUCAACCUGAGUGAGAAGCGUUAUGACAUCAGCCAACUUAACCCAAAGGUGUUGGACUUUGGCUGGCCGGACCACCACGCCCCGGCCCUCGACAAAAUCUGCAGCAUCUGCAAAGCCAUGGACACGUGGCUGAGUGCGGACAGCCACAAUGUGGUGGUGAUACACAACAAGGGCAACCGGGGCAGAACCGGAGUGGUGGUGGCGGCCUACAUGCAUUACAGCAACAUAUCUGCCAGUGCUGACCAGGCCCUGGACAGGUUUGCCAUGAAGCGCUUCUAUGAAGACAAAGUGCUUCCUGUGGGUCAACCGUCCCAGAAAAGGUAUGUGGAGUACUUCAGCGGCUUACUCUCUGGACACAUCAAGAUCAACAACAAACCCCUGUUCCUCCAUCAUGUCAUCAUGCAUGGCAUUCCCAACUUCGAGUCUAAGGGAGGUUGUCGUCCUUUUCUUAAAAUAUACCAGGCCAUGCAGCCCGUCUACACAUCUGGGAUCUACAACGUUCAGGGCGACAGCCAGACGAGCAUCUGCAUCACUAUAGAACCCGGUCUUCUUCUGAAGGGGGACAUCCUGCUCAAGUGCUACCACAAACGCUACCGCAGCCCGUGCCGUGAUGUGAUUUUCCGCGUGCAGUUCCACACCUGUGCCGUUCACGACCUGGGCAUCGUCUUUGGAAAGGACGAGCUGGAUGAGACAUUUAAAGAUGACAGGUUUCCAGAAUAUGGAAAAGUUGAAUUUAUUUUCUCUUUUGGACCAGAGAAAAUCCAUGGUCAAGAUAUGGACCACCUGGAAAACGGGCCGAGCGUCUCGGUUGACUACAACACACAGGACCCCCUGAUCCGCUGGGACUCCUACGAAAACUUCAACCAGAACUGUGAGGACACCACAGACGGUGAGAACGAGGUCAUUCAUACCCAAGGACCCUUGGACGGCAGCCUCUAUGCCAAAGUCCGCAAAAAGGAUUCUGUUGAAGGAACAGUAACGUCGAACGGUCUCCCGCCCACUGCUGUUGAGCAUGCUCUGCCUGCAGUCGACCAUGCCUUGUCAGUGAGUAGUGACUCAGGAAACUCUACUGCCUCCAUCAAAACUGACCGAACUGAUGAAGUCACAGCAGCCCCGUCGGCUUCCGCUGUGAGCCACAUUCCUGUCGGUGAGGACUUACACUCAGUCCAUCAUCAAACCCCAGCAGCCCAACAAUCCAUCAGUGCUCAAGAGAAAAAGGAGCUGGAGCAGCUUCUGAGUGGCUUGGAGGGGCCCAUGCAACGACAAGCUUACCUGUCCACUCCACCAUCUGCUGUUGGAGGGAUGCUUCACCUGGUGCCCGCCCAGGUCCAUGUUAAUGGGCACAACAGCAUUGACCGUGAAACCGACAUUUUAGAUGAUGAGCUGCCUGCCAGCCAUGAGGGGAACAGCGUGGACAGUCUUGGGACAUUCUCCUCCACAGACGGUCGGGCUACACCAGCUGAUCUCUACUACCAGUCUGAAUCACUAAUCAAUGGCCAAGACCAUGUGCCAUAUCUGGAGCGCAGCGUCCCAGAAAAGCCCCUGGAAAACAUCCAUUCACAGGCUGGCAUAUCCGGCAAACCUGUCACCCAAAGUGAUUCAAUCCCAUCCUCUGGUAAUUACAUGGCGACCCAGAAUGGCAGUUUGUACCGCUCACAGUCAUUUGGUGCAGAGUCAAAGUCAAUGCCACCAGCUCCCACUCGCACUACCAGCAGCAGGGAGGCCGUGCAGCGCGGCCUCAAUGUUUGGCAGCGGUUUGGUGUAACUGAGGAGCCGGUAACUGAAGGCCUCACUUUUAGUCCACCUCCUUCUGUAGGAGUCAUGCCCAGCCACCACAGCCUGCCACAGUUCCCUCAUCGCCACAGCGCCUCCCAACAAGAGAUUGAGCAAUCUAUUGAAACCCUUAACCUCCUCAUGUUGAACCUGGAACCAGGCCGGUCAGUGACAAAAUCCCAAAGCGCUCCACUGCGGGAAAACAAUACUGUGGUGACCACACAGCCAUCAUUCUCUCAGAGCCAAAGCAGGCCGUCCUAUCAGGCAGAUGUCAUUCACACCCACUUUACUGACCCUGCAUCCAGCCUGGCUAGCCAUUUGGCACUUUCCCAAAUGUCACCUGGGAAGCCUAACACAACUGAGCUUUACAGCUCUGAACCAGCUGGAGUCAGUAUUUCCUCACAAGCCACCCCAACUGUAAGUGGUCUUCAGCUCAAGCCCAUCAACACCUACCCACCAACUGUACCGCCCCAGUCUUCAGAGGUCUCUGAGCACCAGAGAAGCACCAGCGCUGUUUCAGCAUCACCACAGCCUAAAGAAAAUGAGCCAGAUGAAGUCUUCAACGUUGAAGGUCUGGUGGCUCAAAGAGUGGCAGAGUACUCGGCUCGUGUCCAGAGUGCCAACCCCAGCAUGACCUCUUCUCAGUCUGAGCACCGCCGCUCUCACUCCCUCUCGGGUGUCCAGGCCCGUGCAGUAUCCAUGGACGAGCCUGCAACUCUUCCCCGCCGUCGCAAUGUCAGCGAGGGCCAGAGCCAGAGCGCUGCUGACGACAGUCAGCCUUCGGAUGCCCCAGUUCGCUCUCCCGUUCGGUGCGUUUCUCCAGAGUUCGUCAACGCCAUAGCUCUGAACCCUGGAGGACGGCCCAAGGAGAAAAACAUGCACAGUUACCGGGAGGCCUUCGAGGAACUGGACGGAGGACCCAUCAGUCCUACACCCAUAGUUGGUGGUGAGGUGUUUCCCCAAACCCCUGCCUUCCCCAUCUCGCCGCAAACCCCUUACUUCAACCUGUGUCGGUCUCCCCCUGGUCUUGCCAAGACUCCGCUGUCAGCUCUUGGUUUGAAGCCCCACAACCCAGCAGAAAUCCUCCUCAACCAAACAGGCUCAGAGGAUGAGGUCAGUGAGGGUGAGGAAGCACCUCGGAGCUAUGUGGAGUCUGUGGCCAGGUCGGCAGUGGCAGGCGGAGAGCCACCAGUAUCACCUCGGAGCCUCAGCCCACCAGGAGACACAACUACACUCCAGCAGAGGAGUCAGAGUCCAUCUGCACACACACUGAACACACCUUUGUUGAGUAGCAGUCCCAUCCAGAUCUCACAGGGUGAACACCCCUUAAGAGAGAGUAGCGUUAGCACUCCGUCCCAACCCACUACUGAUUCUGGGUUCCGCUCCCAUGCUACAGAGAGCGCCUACCCCACUCCCACCCCGUCCUAUCAAACCAUUAACACCCCCACUUCUUCCUACCUGGAUUCCAGCUCUCCAGCCUCUUCUUACCUUGGUACUACUACUCCUGUAUUGUCCUACGUUGGUCCCAGCACCCACAUGGGGAGCUAUAUGAUGUCAGAUCCCAGCCCGCCCAUCUCCGAACCCUCCCAGACCACACUCGGCCAUGGAAGUCCUCAUGCGCAGCGUCAGACCAACAUCGUUGGCUCCACUCACGAUCCCGUCCUCCAGCAGCAUUUCAGUGCCAACCAGGCUGGUCCCACGUUGGGCCAGCAAUCAUCAGCUACGAAUGGCUAUGAAGCGGGCAUGCCAGGUCUUGGUGGCAGCCCCAUGAUUGGUCGCCGCCUGUCUCAGGGAGCGCAGAGCAGCCCAGUCCUCAGCCGACAGGCCUCUCUGGGACAAGGGUCUCAACCGAGUCCAGUCCUCAGCAGGCAGCCGUCCCUGGGUCAGACUGUGCAGAGCAGCUGGCAACCACCUAUCGCACACCACCAAGGAAGUCCAGUGUUAGGACGUCACCCAUCUGUAUCCCAGAUGUCCCAGAGAAGCCCCAGCUUAGACCGACACCCCAUGCACAGUGGUUACACCACUCCAGAUGAAAGGCAUGGAAACCUGUCACGACAGAGCAGUUCUUCGGGCUACCAGGGACCACCCACUCCUUCAUUCCCCAUCUCACCUGCGGGCAACCAUGAUGGGGGGAUGAUGGGAAUGGGAGGAGGGUUCAGGCAGGGAAGUCCGGCACCUGGUUUUCAGCCUCAGCUUCCAGAGAAGAGGCGCAUGUCUAGUGGCGAUAGGCCAAACGGAGCAUUGUCCUACGGCACGAUGAACGGGAAGAUAAUGUCCCCAGCGAGUGGAGGAAGCACUCCCGGCUACUUCCACACCCUCUCUGACUUCUCAAGGUUCAACAUGCCUGCAGAUGGAAGCCCUGAAAGCAGGCUGAACGUCAAGUUUGUUCAAGACACGUCCAAGUUCUGGUACAAGCCAGACAUUUCAAGAGACCAAGCCAUCGGUCUGCUGAGAGAGAGGGAGCCUGGAGCCUUUGUUAUCCGGGACAGCCACUCAUUCAGGGGGGCUUACGGCUUGGCCAUGAAGGUGGCCUCUCCUCCGCCCUCCGUGCACCAGAACAAGAAAGGUGACAACACCAACGAGCUGGUGAGACACUUCCUGAUCGAGAGCAGCCCUAAAGGAGUGAAGCUGAAAGGUUGCCCCAACGAGCCUUACUUUGGCUGUCUGUCUGCUUUGGUCUACCAACAUGCUAUCACACCACUGGCCCUGCCCUGCAAGCUGCUCAUCCCUACCACAGAUCUCAUCGAGGAGGCGCCACAGGUCGCAGUAACAAAUCCACUGGCUGACAGACUGAAACAAGGAGCAGUGCAGAGGCCCCCUGCUGAUGCCCAUGCAUGCAAUGUUCUGUAUCUGAACUCGGUGGAGAUGGAGUCCCUGACGGGCCCUCAGGCUGUGGCCAAGGCCAUAUCUGAAACGCUGGCUGCUGCUUCUCCAGCCGCCGCCACGGUCGUGCACUUCAAGGUGUCGUCACAAGGCAUCACCCUCACCGACAACCAAAGGAAGCUUUUCUUCCGACGCCACUACCCCACCAACACUGUCACGUUCUGCGAUACUGACCCUCAGGACAGAAAAUGGAACAAGCCUGAGGGAGGCACAGCUAAGAUGUUUGGGUUUGUGGCACGCAAGCAGGGAAGCACAACAGACAAUGUCAGCCACCUCUUCGCAGAGCUGGACCCGGACCAGCCGGCCAACGCCAUCGUCAACUUCGUCUGCAAGAUGAUCUCCUCUCAGAAGCGAUGAGAGCUGGUAGCAGGAACCCUGGCGCUUUUUCAAAAAAAAAAAAAAAAAAGCCUUUGGUUGUUUUCUUUACUUUUAACCACGGACACUUUCAGUUUUGGACAACGUAGCUUUCGGUUUUUCCGCGUCACCUAAUUUUUUUUUUUUUCCUGCUCUUUUACACAAGCAGAGGUGUGCGUCUGUGUGCGGUUGUGCGUACAGUAUGUGAGUGAAGACAGAGUGUGCUUGCAUGCAUGUGCUUUUUAUUCUCGGACGGACUCCAGAAUGGACCAGAGGAAGUGCCGGAUGGGGCGUGGCUGUGUGACAAUGGGACGGGAGGUGAUGUUAAUCUCCCUGGCUGGCAGGGUAACUCGUGAACAGGAAGAGGGAAUGACAUUGUGUGUGCAAAUGUUAUUUUUUUAAAGCAAUUGUUUCAUUUUUAUUUUUUUAAAGAAGAGAAGUCAAGUAGUGCGAUGUAAAAGUGGAUUGUAAAUCUAUCAGGCUUUUGACUGGUCAACCAAAGAUUUAAAAAAAAAAAUAAAAUAAAAAAAAGUAGUCAGGGCGUGUAUAGUGUGCCACUGUCGGAGGGUUGGAAGUAUUCUUUUGUAAAACAAAUACGGCUGCUUAAUCAAAAAUACUGUUUCUUUCUGUAUGUACUGAUACUGUAGGUCAAUUCUACACCGUUGCCUUCUUGCAAAAAAAAAAAAAAAGUGUUCUUGGACUUUCAUUGCAGCUGGUGAGGUUUGUGUAAAUAUUCUAGAUUGCUUUUUGAGUAGGAAUGUUCUAGAUGACAUCGGGUGCCUGACUUUGUUUCCGUAAUGCAGAGCUUUUUAUUAAGAAAAAAGAAAAGAGAAAAAGAAGGACGUAGCUUAUCCACGCUGUCUUAAAUAUGCAAUUAGCCAAACUUGGAAAUAAGAUCACGCUCAAACACCGCAGGUCCUUCCCUGUUCAGCGUAGUAGUGAAGCUAGAGACGCAGCUGCUGUUGUUCCUCUGAGGUGCAGCUAGAGUCUGAGGAAAUCAGGUAAAAGAAACUCGACUUGUCCGCAGCGUUGACAAGCAGAGCGGAGGAUACGUUUCCUCUUCGCCACCAUAUUCUGUUCAGUCUGUUCAGCACAUAGCCACAGUCUUUUCGCUCAUGACUGAGAACGGUCUCGUCCUACUACACUGCUUCAGUUUACUUCGUCUACUUCAGUUUCCAUGACAGAAAAAGAGUCUUUGCGUCAGCCAGCCAAAACUGUUAACACUCACCCUACCCAAAAGUAAGCUAUACAUAUAAAUAUACAUAUAUAGAUAUAUAUAAAACAGUGACUUAAGAUAUUUAUUUUUUUGCUUUGUUGCUCUAUGUUAUCAUGUAUUAUAAAGUAUACAGCAAGAUUACUGAAAGCGAGGAGAUUGCUUUUAUUUUGGCUAAAGUCAAGUGCGUUGACAUAUAAGAUGUAAAGUGUGUGCAUUUAAAAGUGUAUCACUGUUUUUGAAUGUUUUUUUUUUUUCACAGCCUCAGUUACUUUUGUUAACAUUCUUCUUAUUUUAUUGGGGAGCUGUUUUGAUUUUUUUUUAUUUUGUUUUUUUAAAGAGAGGGGGAAUAUUUUGUAUGAAAGAUGUUGUUACUAAAGUCCAAAUUUGAGUUAUCCUAAAGUUAUGCCAAUGCCAUUGUUUUAUUAACUUAAACCUGCCUAGAAAAAUACAUUGACCAAGUUUAGCACUUAAACGUAUAAAAAAAGAAAAGAGAGAAUAUCAGAUUUCCACAGACGCGUUUCAUUUCAUUUCACUGCACGUGUGGAGGCAAAACUGUUCCAUGAGCGUCUGCUUCCCUCGUGUGGUGUAGAAAGUCACUACACAUUUAUUAAAACAGUGUUUUAGCUGUGUUUAUGCCACGUUGGAUAAUUAAAUGCUUGUUUAGUUGAGAAAAAAGGGGGCAGCAGAUUUGGUGCAUUCAUUUUAAAUUAACCCUGAUACCAGGGAAUCAGCUGGUAGCAUGAUCUAAAACAAAUCAGGUCGUCCUGUGGUGCCCUACGUUGACUUGGAUGUACUUCUAAAAUAAAAAUAAAAAAUACAGCACUUACAGGGCUUUUAUAUCUGACUAGGAUGUUCCAUUAUUUAUUAGCAGGAGCUUGCAUGCUCGAGUCAAAUUGUAACCUCGCUGACUUAAUGUGUACACAGACUCCUCCUAUCUUAUUCAGCCCGGGCGAAUGCUUAUAGAUAGCUUUCAGGUAUUGGUAGGUAUUAAUUUUCAUAUAUUUGAAAAUAACAACAACAAACAAUUCUAUUUUUUGCCUAUUAAUGCUCGUGGGGGUAAAAGGACUUCUUAAACUUCAAACUGAAUGUUAGCUAUUUGUUUGCCGACAUUGAAUCUCCAGUGGCUUCCGGCCACUUUGACAGAUCUCUCUGGACUGUAGAAUGUGUGUGAAAGAGCUACUAUGCCUGUAUAGAGCCUUGUCAUGUUUGGUUUGCUACAUUGUAUGGCUUUUACUAUUUCUGAAAAAAUAAAAACACAUUAAAAAGCAGUACAAAUCAAAA